Molecule: messenger RNA, 4203 nt
Organism: Phragmites australis (common reed)
Lineage: Eukaryota; Viridiplantae; Streptophyta; Magnoliopsida; Poales; Poaceae
Exons: 3
Coding region: 1-4203 (1400 amino acids)
Biological process (GO): DNA repair; telomere maintenance
Molecular function (GO): DNA helicase activity
Source: RefSeq, a predicted model, not a curated record
AUGCUGAAGCCUGGUGAAAACUGCCAAUAUUGCAAUGCGAAGAAGUUCGAGCAUGAGACAAAGGGUUUUUGCUGCCGUAAUGGAAAUAUUAAACUAUCCACCCCAGAUACGCCAUCCGAGCUCAUGAGACUCUGGUCGAGUUCAGACACUGAUGCUAGGCACUUUCGUGACAACAUUAGGUUUUUCAACGGUCAUUUCUCAUUCACCUCGCUCUACUGUCACCUUGACAGUGAGACCACUGACAUGAGAAAACAUGGUAUUUAUACGUUUCGUGCCCACGGCCAAAUGUACCACAACAUACGGUCGUUCGGUACAGAUGGUUCAGAACCAAAGCACCUGGAGCUUUACUUCUACGAUGAUGAUCCCAAUCUAGAGCUUCGGUUUCGUCGCUGUCGCAAAGAGCUGUACCAGCAAGACAAUGAUGUCAUCAGAAAGUUGGUUGAUAUACUACGUGGCAACCCGUACUCUGAACAACUCCGGAGUAUGGGACAGGUUGAGGACCUUGAUGACUAUUGUGUGACACUGAACCUUGACCAUAGGUUGGACCAGAGAACAUAUAACGUGCCGGCCACUUCAGAGGUUGCUGCUGUUUGGGUUGAGGAGAGCGACCGCCGAAGGCAGUUUGAGAAUAGCAUUAUCCUACAAGGGAAGAACAGAGAAGUAUAUGGCAUCCGGUCAUAUCAUGGAUGCUACGAUGCACUAUCAUACCCUCUCUUCUUCCCUAGAGGCGAACUUGGCUGGCAUACCGACAUUCCAAAGGUUGGUGUGUCCAUCGAUCAGGUGAACGCGGCUCGUGCUGCUCGUAAGGCUCGUGGUAAUAAUGAUGAGGACCCAGAUUCUGGUGGCAGGCUAUGCGUGUCCGUGCGGGAUUACUACUGCUACAAAUUCCAGAUUCGGCCAGAGAUAUUCAACCCAAUGUUGUUUGGCAAGCGUCUUUUUCAGCAAUUCGUGGUCGACACAUACAUCAAGAUCGAGAGCUCGCGGCUGGACUACAUAUGGGCUCAUCAAAAGGAGUUAAGGGCGGACCUGUACCAAGGCUUGGUGGACAGCUUGCAUGCCAAUGAGGGAAGAGCGGACGCUGUUGGAAAACGGACUGUAUUGGCUACAUCAUUUAUUGGAGGACCUCGAGACAAGAGGCGUCGGUACAUGGAUGCUAUGGCUUUAGUGCGGAAAUACGGGAAGCCAGAUGUCUUCCUCACAAUGACAUGCAAUCCAAACUGGGAUGAGAUCACGCGCGAACUCUACCCUAGCCAGAUACCCCAGGAUCGUCCUGAUCUCAUUGUGCGUGUUUUCAGGGCGAAGCUAGAGGAACUAAAAAGGCAGUUGCUUCAAAAGGACAUUCUUGGCAAGGUGAGGGCCUAUGUCUAUGUGGUGGAGUUCCAGAAGAGGGGCCUACCACAUGCCCACUUCCUACUCAUCAUGCAGGGGUGGUACAAGCUUACGUGUCCCGAGCAGUAUGAUUGUCUCAUCUCAGCCGAGCUCCCGGACAAGCAUAAGUACCCAGAGCUAUACAAGAUGGUCGUCAAGCAUAUGAUGCAUGGCCCUUGCGGUGUGUUGAAUCGCGAUUGCCCGUGCACGAAGGACCGUCCGUCAUGCAAGAAUCAUUAUCCACGGCCUUUCAACGCGACUACCUUACAAGGCAAGGACUCCUACCCGGUGUAUAGGAGACGUGAUGAUGGCCGGCAUGCAAUGGUUCGCAAACACGAGCUAGACAAUAGGUGGGUCGUCCCAUAUAACCCUUACCUCCUGCGGCUGUUCAACUGUCACAUCAAUGUUGAGGCGUGCUCGAGCAUAAAGGCCGUUAAAUACCUAUUCAAGUACAUAUACAAGGGCCAUGACCGGGCCUCUGUGACUGUGAGCGAGGCUGACAAGGCAGACAGCAACGACAACAUAGAUGAGAUUAGGCAGUAUAGAGACGCGAGGUGGGUGACCCCUCUGGAAGCCUUGUGGAGGAUAUACGGCUUUGAAUUGAGCAAGAACUUUCCACCUGUGAUGCAGCUGCAACUUUAUCUCCCAAACAUGCACAUGGUUUCGUUUCAAGAGGGCCAAGAUAUCCGACAAGUGGUAAACCGUGAAGGUGCUGAUAAGUCAAUGCUGUCAGAGUACUUCGAGACGAAUAGAUUACAUGAGCAUGCUCGAGGUAUCUUGUACCGUGAUUUCCCCGAGUGGUAUACUUGGCAAAAAGGCAAGAAAAAGAAAUUCUGGCAAAGAAGGGUACGAGAAACAGGUGGACAGGUUGGUAGAAUCGUAUCAGCUCAUCCGGCGGAGGGGGAACGCUACUAUCUCCGGGUUCUCCUAAACCACGUGUCUGGUGCCACAUCCUACGAUGACCUAAGGAUGGUUGACGGCGUGAUCCUACCGACCUUUCGUGAAGCUGCAGAGAGAAGGGGCCUGAUCGAAGCAGACAACACACUGGACGAGUGCCUUACGGAAGCCGAGUUAUUCCAGAUGCCACCAUCGUUCCGAAGGCUCUUUGCAACAAUAUUGGUAUUCUGUGAGCCCAGCGACGUACGAGGACUCUGGCAAAAGCACCUGGAGGCAAUGUCGGAGGACUAUCGCCGUAAUAAUAUAUGCAUAGUCGCUGUAGAACAAAUGGUUUUGAUAGAUAUCAGGAAUAUGCUACAGUCAAUGGGGAAGGACAUAAGGUCGUUCCCUCUUCCCGAGAUCGAUGAGACACAUGAUACGGCCAGCGGUGUGCCUAGAGAGAUCUUCGAGGAGUCCACCAUCGAGCUCAACGUUGAGGACGCAACUCUAUCAGACUCCCUCAACACUGAGCAAAGGGCUGCCUACGAUGAGAUUCUAUCAGCUGUUGAUAGCGACGAGGGCAGCGUGUUCUUUGUGGAUGGACCUGGAGGCACCGGGAAGACUUUUUUGUACAAGGCGUUGCUCGCAACGAUACGCGGGCAGAAUAAGAUUGCUGUGGCAACAGCUACGUCCGGUGUUGCAGCUUCCAUAUUGCCUGGAGGAAGAACUGCGCACUCGCGCUUCAAGAUACCGCUGAGUAUUGACGAUGGUGCAUUUUGUAGCUUCACGAAACAGAGUGGGAUUGCCAAGCUUCUGCGGACUGCAUCACUCAUUAUUUGGGAUGAAGCCUCCAUGACUAAGAGACAGGCAGUGGAGGCGCUGGACAACAGCAUGCGUGACAUAAUGAGUCGACCAGAACUGCCGUUCGGUGGGAAGACGGUUGUGUUUGGUGGAGAUUUCAGGCAGGUCCUUCCUGUUGUCCGAAAGGGGUCAAGGGCUCAGAUAAUUGAUGCGUCAUUACGUAGGUCAUACCUAUGGGAUUGCAUGCGUCACCUAAAGCUUGUACGUAACAUGAGGGCACAGAGCGACCCGUGGUUUGCGAAAUACCUACUGCGCAUCGGUGGUGGCACUGAGGAGGCCAAUGGUGAUGGCGAUGUACGUCUUCCUGAUGAGAUAUGCGUGCCGUAUACAGGGGAGGACACUAACCUUGAUAAACUAAUAGACUACGUUUUCCCAAGGCUGGAUGAUAAUAUGUCAGAUCCUAACUACAUCACCUCGAGAGCCAUUUUGUCCACACGGAAUGAUUGUGUGGAUAGGAUUAACAUGAAGAUGAUCAGUCGCUUCCGAGGGGAUGAGAUGGUGUACCAUAGCUUUGAUCGUGCAGAAGACGAUCCCCAUAACUACUAUCCCCCUGAGUUCCUUAACUCGCUGACUCCUAACGGGUUGCCCGCACAUAUGUUGAAGCUCAAGAUUAACUGCCCUGUCAUAUUGCUUAGGAACAUUGACCCUGCGAACGGGCUUUGCAACGGUACGAGGCUGGUAGUCCGGGGGUUCCAAAGAAACGCCAUCGAUGCAGAGAUUAUGCUGGGGCAACAUGCUGGAAAGAGGAUUUUUCUGCCUCGAAUCCCCUUGUGCCCCUCUGAUGAUGAGAUGUUCCCUUUUCAGUUCAAGAGGAAGCAGUUUCCUGUUAGGCUCAGCUUCGCCAUGACGGUUAACAAGGCACAAGGGCAAACUAUCCCCAACGUCGGUAUUUACCUGCCCGAGCCGGUAUUCUCUCAUGGUCAGUUGUACGUCGCGCUAUCAAGAGCCACAGCCAGAGCUAACGUCAGAGUCCUUGCCUUCCCGUCUGAUGACAAGAAAAGGAAGUGCUCAAAGCACAGUGGUACGUAUACGAGGAACAUCGUCUACAUAGAGGCCAACUCCCUUGCAGGUUUAGCACACAUGAUGGGGUUUGUUUAG